UCUUUCAUGAACCAGUCAACCACACUUUUCAACAGACGAAAAGAAAAAUACGGUAAAACCAAAUCGUGGCCUGUCUGAGUUGGUCGUAUACUGACUAUCAACGUUGUUUUGGGGUUUCUGGUUAUGAUAUAAAAGACAAUAAUUUGAUAUCGGUGCGAUGUACACAAUGGGGACGCCGGUGAAUAUAUUGACAGCACUAAUCUUAUUUGUGCUGCUGUCCACUGGAUGUGAUGCCAUUGAAUUCACUGUGAAUCAGUUUAAACACGCCAAAUUAAUCAAGAAGGAGGAACUUCCAGAUUUCAAGAAAAGUAACACCAUAAGCGUGCUGUACUAUUUUCUGAAAGAUAACCCGCGACACCGAGGAUUUUAUGCUGAGUAUGAUAAAUCAGCCGAGUACCUAGGAUUGUACAACUUGAAGCUGGGAGUGGUGGAUUGCAGAGAUGCCGACAAUCUUGAUAUUGAUCGAUGCUCACAACUCGACACCCCAUCCUCUGUAUUCACUUAUAGCCAUGGAAAUGAUUUGCUGGCCUUGGAGAUUGAAACCAUGUUUGAUGUUAAUUCCAUGAUGUCAAAUAUUCUUCAACUUGUGCUUCUCAGAGAAGUUCCAAUACUCCAGAGUGAAAAGGAGAUUGAAAGUUUUAUAAACAAGCACAAAGGGACCACUGACAUUAUCUUCUCUUUCCAAAAGGCUAUUGGAACUUAUGAACACCGGAUCUUUAUGGAGGUGGCCUAUGCAUUCCAUCACAAAUUCCAGUUUGCCAUCAGCACAUCGCAGAAUGCAGUAGGCGGACUAGUAAAUCCCCCUUCAGCUACAGAUGAGGCCAGAAUAUGGAUCAUGAUGUGUAGCCAGGUCCCCAGUCCACAGGAAGAUUGCUUCAUCAAUGUGUACGAUGAUAGGAUGGAUCUGUCCUCCUUGGCCAACUUCAUGAGGAAACUUGAUUUACCAUCAAAUUUUGACAUCCCUGGCAAUGGUACCUCUCACCCUUACACCCCUGACCUUGGCCUCCAUUUGGUGUACCUGUUCUACAGAGACACCACUAAACACAUGGUUCAGGAUAUUCUUAGAGUCGCCGGGAACCAGUUCCAUGGGAAAGCUGCUUUUCUCACCAUUAAUGUAGAACAAACUCUGCCAGAGAUGAUAGGACUAGACAGUUUCCCUCCUAAUACACCAGCUAUUGCUGUGCAGUUUGAAACAAAGGGUAAACCAGAUCUAAUGACAGAGGAGGCUUGGUCCAUUGAUUCUGCCUUUGAGUUCUUUGUAAAUAAGCUACAUGAGUACAACAUGAAACCCAAGGAUGGUCACAUGGAAAGUCCGAGCGAUGUCAUGGAUAUAGGAAGAGACGAUGAUAAAGUGUUCCCUGAUGAUGGAGAAGAGAAAGACAGAUACAGAGAAGAAGUGGAGACAGAGGAUGAUCAUGUAGCAGAGGCUGUACAAAGAGCAAGGAGAAUCAAACUGGACAUAGAGCUGGCCCAAGCACUGACUGAUGAAACUUUCACCUCCAUCAUUAAAGAGAGGAAUAUUGUGUUCACUCUCUUCUAUCUGCCAUUUGACCACAGAAGCUUGGCUUUUCUUCGAGCUUACGGAGAAGCUGCCAGGAAAUUUGAGAACGAGACAGACCGACCUUUUACCUAUGUGAAUUGUUAUGACUGGACGGAUGUGUGUGCAAAGGAAAAAAUAACUCAGUAUCCAACUCUCAAGAUCUUCCACCAAGGAAAGUACCUGAAGGACUAUGGCGGGAUGAUGAGUAUCGAGGAUGUCAUCACUGCAUACAAGUUAUUGAAGCAAGAUAAACCAGUGUCUCUAUUGGAGAAAAAUGACAUUGAGAAGUUCCUAAAUGGGAUCCUUCCAGAUGGAUCUAACAUUUCAGGGAGUGUUUUUGUGGUGGGUCUCUUUGCUGAUGCUCAAAGUAAAGGUGUGAAUACAUAUCAGGGCGUAGCAAAGAGACUUGGAGAUCAGUUCACCUUUGGAAUCAACACUAAUGGAAAUGGAAAAGAUUUUGUACAGAUAUAUGGGUGCAGUGGUCUGCCAUGUAUUGUUGUCCUGAAGAAGAAGGACAUUGUACAACCAUAUGUGGCUUACAGUGGUGAUGUGUCCUCAGCAGAGGAAUUGUCCAAGUUCAUAGAACAAUCCCUCACUCCAUCACUUGCAGAACUGACUCCCUCCCUCUUCCCGCGACUGUACAAGCAGAAGCAACCAUUUGUGAUCAGCUUUGUAGAUGACACGGAGCCGUCCAGGGAGAUGUUGGAGCCGGUACAGACCCUGGUCAGGAGUGGCAGCUUCCCCGACCUCAUCUUCUGCUCUCUACAGUCGGGUGAUGGUAACAGCUUUGGUCGACAGAUUCUGCAGACCUACCACAACAGCACCUCCUCCUCUCUACCAGCCCUGUCCUAUGCACAUCUUUCAGAGGGUAAGGUAUACAACUAUAUGGACAAGUCCUUUUCUAAGGAGCAAAUUGAAGCCUGGCUCAGAGGUAUCCAGUCACAGAAAGUGGAAAACCAACCCCAGUUCUUGUUAAAGGAUGGGAAAUACAAACCCAGACUCCAGGGAUACCAUUUCCUGGAGUUUAUCAAAGAAGAUGAGUCAAUGAAGCACAGGAGAGUUCCAAACAACCGGGAUCCAGAAGUGGAGGUUGCUAAUAUCCACGGAAUAGGCUUUGACAGUGAGGGUAAUGAAGUUCAACAUCAAGAGGAAGGCCCAGGGAGGCCCGAGGUAGUGGACGAUUCCGAGGUAAGAAAGGAGCUGAUAGAUUUGCAGCAGUCCCGACUCUAUCAUCACGCCAAGGAACGACACAAACCUCCACACAAGAAGAUCUCUGAUGACCAAUCGCAGACAGUCACUAUACCAACAGGGGAGGAGCCAGAGGGCCCAAUCACCCCGGGUACAGACGCCAGUGGUACAGAGGACCCAAACACCCCAGGUACACAGGGCAGUGGUGCAGAGUCUGGAUCCACCCCCUCAUUCAAGAAACCAAUCAUCCAUGAGGAUUUGUGAUGUGUGCAUGUGAUCUAGUUCUUGGUAAUUUGUUGAUUGUUGUUUAGUUUGAUGUCUCUCACCAUUCCAAAUCUAACCAUUUUGUUAUUGUUUAUAUUUUAUUUAUAUCGAAUAUCAUGUUUCCCUUUUGGAUGGCAUUCAUAUGAAGUGAUUUAGUCAAAUGAAAGGAAGUAUUUUUUAUCACAUAGCUGUUACCUUUUAUAGAAUAAGAUCAAGUUAUAAAAUUGUUUUUCUUAGUGCAUUUCCUAUUAUAGAUAUAUGAUUGUACAUUCAAUUUAUUACAUUUACACGCAAACAUUCCAUACAUCGUAAAUGAACAUGUGGAUAAUUUAUUGAUGUUGCAUUUAAAACAUCAAAGUUCAUCUUAAACAACAAGUAUUUAAAUGAAACAUAAAUAUUUUAUUAAAGAUAAUUAAACAGGGUAAUACCGUAAGUGCAGUUCAUUUUAGUAUUUUUUUUUUUAUCUGUUAUGUCUUAAUGCAGUUUUACCUGCUUUCAAGAGGAAUUUUGCUUUAACAGAUAUUUUGCUUAUUUUUAAUAAAAUAAAUAGGUAGGUGAACAAAAAGGACACUGAAUCUCCAAGACCAAAAACAUAACAGAUAAAUCACAAUUACACAGUUAAAAAAGACAGCUUCCCACUUCUAACAUCUGCACUAGCCAACGGUUUACUAUGCUCUAAUGUAGAUGAGUACAUUACAGAUUAACAGUUGUACAAUACAGGGGAUGUUUGCUUGUUACCAUAGUCAUUUGAGUUGCUCAAUUUGUACUCUUGAUCUUUUUUUUCAACUUGCAUUUCAAUUUCUAUAAGUUCAACAUUUGUUAGUCAAGGUAAUAAUUUCUUAAUGUUUAUAUAUUAGUUAAUUUCUGUGCACUUUUUUUUAAGCUUAAACUUUAAGUUUGUGAAUUUGAGAAUUUCAGUAAUUCAUUGUGGGCUGAUGGGGGGGGGGGGGGGGGGGGAGUCCACGGUUUUUUCCACCCCUUUAUCCCCUUCCCUUAAAAAAACCCACCCCGUACUAGAAUUUAUAUUCUUUCAGUAAAAUCUUUUUCUUGUAAGAUGUAAAAUGUAAUUUUUUUUUUAAGUGCCAUACAUCAACAUGUUUUAGUGAUAAAAACUGUGCAUUGAGUGUCAGUCAUUAGUCAGUUCUUUUCACUAGUUGAACUAGAUGAACCUUUUGUAGUUGUCUUUUAUUCAGUAUGUACUUUGUUGUAGUGUUUAUACUAUUCAGUUAGUGGCAUUUCCAAUGCUUAGUGAUGUACGCACAUUGCUUAACUGGACUACUGUAAGUUUGGAUACUGUAUAUAUCAAGCGUAAAAUUUUGAGAGUUAUUUGUAACAUAUUUUUCUUUUGUUAUAAAGAAAUGAACAAAAUGCUUCAUUCGUGCAUCUAAAAACUUCUUUUGGAAGUUGUGUGCACAUGGAGGUUGAUUUUGUACUCUGUAUUUCUUUUUCUCCUUUGGAUAGGAAAUCAAGUUAGCUUUUAUUAUACUUUAAGACUUUACAUUAUUUACGUGCAUUACUUUUGAUGUUUAUCUUUGUGAUUUAAAUUUACAUCAAGACAGCUGUGCAUUAUUUAACUAUACAUUGUAAGACUGACAUUGCAGAUGAAAAAAAAAUUGAAGUUUGAAAUAGUUAAGUUGCUGUCAUCAUGCUUAUGAGGGUAUCAUGAUUGUGGAUUUUUCAAUGCAUGAACUUCAGUCUAAAAAUGGAAUACUAGUAAUUGCAUACUAAAAACCUUUGGGAUAUCAUUAUUUAGAAUUGAAUUGAGUUGUGUGUCUUUGUUUGAAAUUAAGGUGCAUGCGUGAAAGUUUGGGCAACAUCAUUUUUUUUUAACUAGAAAAUGUCAAGAUUAUCCAUCAUUAUGAUAUUGUUUGUUUCAUUGCAGCACAUUUAGCCACACAAUCUGUGAUUCAAAGCGAAUGUCCACAUACAAAAAUGUCAUAUUUACAAAGAACAGCACACUUUUUACUUUAAGUACGGUUCUACAUGUACAUGUACUACCAACUUUAUAGUUUGACAGUUUUAUGAUGUUUCAAAGUGACAUAUGUAUUUGGAUGACGUCAAUCAAGAGUCCUCGAACCAUGACUGUAUUCAGAAGUGAGUUGGAAGAUAAAGAACAUUGCAUAAUUAUUUGUUUUUCCCUGUUUGAACUUACAUUGUAUUUUUUUUAUUUUAUUUCCUAAUAUAUAAGAUUUGUUUUUGCAGUUUUGGGUACUAUUUCAGAUUUUGUUUGGGGAUUUAUUUAUCAGUAAUAAAGAUAUAUAUCUGU
This is a messenger RNA of Magallana angulata, 5258 nucleotides long. RefSeq names its product thioredoxin domain-containing protein 16-like. The transcript has 20 exons. The record is from RefSeq and is a predicted model, not a curated record. Bases 158 to 2992 code for a protein of 944 amino acids. NCBI's taxonomy places the organism in Eukaryota, Metazoa, Mollusca, Bivalvia, Ostreida, Ostreidae.